Molecule: messenger RNA, 2500 nt
Organism: Anopheles darlingi
Lineage: Eukaryota; Metazoa; Arthropoda; Insecta; Diptera; Culicidae
Product: ESF1 homolog
Exons: 2
Coding region: 45-2462 (805 amino acids)
Biological process (GO): rRNA processing
Cellular component (GO): nucleus
Molecular function (GO): RNA binding
Source: RefSeq, a predicted model, not a curated record
GCCGGGCCAGAAAUUUCCUUUUUCUGAGUUUCCGUGGUCCCAAAAUGAAGGAAUCCGGUAAGAAAUCGAAAGGUGCGAGUGGUGGAACGAUGGUACGCUUAAAACAGGAAACCCCAGCAACAGCUGCACCAGCAAAAGGAGUUUCCCAGGACAACGGAAAAGCGAGCAAAAUAUGGGAAGAUUCGCGGUUUGCGCAUCUCGUAAACGAUCCGCGGUUCCGCGGGAUGCCCAAAUCCGAGAAGAAGGUGAAAAUCGACAGCCGGUUCAAGUCGAUGUUUCAGGAUGAGCGGUUCCAGGUGAAAGCCACCGUCGAUAAGUACGGUCGCCCGUUGCGCAAAUCGGAUACGGAUGAGCUGAAGAAGUUCUACGAACUAGAUGAGGAUGACGACGACGAGGAGGAGGAUCAAGAGGAACGGGAGCGAGAGGAGCGUGCGAUGGAGGGACGAGACAAGAACGAGGACGCAGAACAAUCGGAAGAAUCGGAUGGUGAAUCCGGCUCGAGCGAUGAUGGCCUGCAGUUGACGGAGGAGGAAAAGCGGAUGGUUCUGUCGGAGAAAAUCAAAAACCGACUCAAGGACCUCGACGUUGACUAUGCACGUGGCGAGGCCCAGCUCUACUCGGACGAUGAAGAAGAGGAUGAGGAGGACGAGGAGGACGAGGAAGAGGAUGAUGAGGUGUUCAUCGAGCACGUGUGGGGAGAGUUGGAUGCGGAUGUGGAGCACACCGAAGACUCCACUAACCGGUUAGCCGUUUGCCACAUGGACUGGGAUCGUAUUCGUGCCGUGGACAUUAUGGUUCUGCUUUCUUCGUUCCUGCCUCCCGGGUGUUCCAUCAAGAGCGUUAAGAUUUAUCCUUCCGAGUUUGGCAAGGAGCGAAUGCAGGAGGAAGAAGCGCGUGGACCACAGGAGCUAACCACCAAACCGUGUGAUGGAUCGGAUGAAGAAGAGGAGGACGAAGAGCAACAAAAGGAGCGACUGCGCGAGUAUCAGCUUAAUAGGCUGAAGUACUACUACGCGGUCGUAGAGUGUGAUUCGGUCGAGACGGCCGAUAAGAUCUACAAGGAAUGUGACGGAGUUGAGUACGAGAGUACGGCCAACAAACUCGAUCUGCGGUUUAUUCCGGAUGAGAUGGAUUUCGGUGAAGAUGAGCCAAAGGAUAGCUGCAGCGAGUUGCCUGAGGUGGGCAAGUACGUACCGCGCCUUUUCACGACGACCGCCCUGAACCAGGCCAAGGUUGAGCUCACGUGGGACGAGAACGAUGUCGAGCGAAAAGAGUUCAACGAAAAGCUAAGGGAUGGUAAAUGGGCACAAAUGCCCGAGACGGAACUCAAGAAAUAUGUCGCCUGUUCCAGUUCCAGUGAAGGCGAGGAAGAACAGACGAAUGGGAAAGUGAAGAGCAAGAAAAAGCGUUCAAUUCUGCUCAUUCGAGCACCGAAAAGUGAUGAAUCUGAAGAUGAAGACAGUGACGAUGAUGAUUCCGAUGAGGAAACGGAACCGAAGGGAAGCGACAAAAAACAGGACAUGAUCGCAAAGUACAAAGCCCUUCUGAACGACAUGAAGGAAAAGGAGAAGGCAGAAGAGGAGGAACAGGUUGGCAUGGAGUUCACCUGGAAGGUAAAUGAUAAGGAGGAAUCAACGGAGCCGGACCAAAAGGAGAGCAACGAUCGCACCGGAUCCAGCAAUCUUCCGGAUGAUGUGAAUCCGUUUGAAAAGAUUUUACAAAAAAAGAAAGAGAAAAACAAACGACGCAAAGAGCUUAAGAAGCGUCGCAAACGCGGUGAGCUCGAUGAUGACGCAGAGAAUGGAUCCGGAUCGGUCGACAGCGAAUCGGAGGACGAUCUUCCUUAUGGUGUCGAUCUGAACGAUCCCUUCUUCGCGAGCGCAUUCGAUGAGAAGGAAUUCGGCAAACCGCAGAAGAAGCAGAGCAAAUCGAAAGAACGUGACGCAAAAUCGAAGGAAGAAGAGGAACGAGAGGCAGCCGAAGAAGCGCAAAGGAAGGCCGAGCUGGAGCUGCUGCUUGACGAUGGCGACGACAAUCGGGCUCACUUUAAUCUGCGCGCCAUUCAGGAGCGAGAGAUCGAUCUGAAGUCGGUUUCCAAAUCGAAACGCCGGCGUUUACUAAAAAAGAGCAAACGCGAGAUCGAGGAGCAGCGCAAUGGACGCGCCGCAGCGCCAGCGGCUGAGGAUGGCUUUGAGAUCGACGUCGAAGACAGUCGAUUCGGGGCGAUCUUCUCGAAGCCCGAGUACAACAUCGAUCCGACGAAUCCUGCGUUUAAGAAGACGAAAGGUAUCGAGCGGAUUAUCGAGCACAAGCUGAAGAAACGGCAGCUGGCCGAAAAUGACGUGAGGGAGCACGAGAAUGGACGGGGAGAGCAGCGUGAAACGAAAAAACAGAAGAAGGAUGUGGCCACUACCAUGUUGGUGAAGAGUAUCAAACGGAAGAUCGGAGGGAAAAGCAAUUAAGGUACGAUUUGCAAUGCGAGAGAAAAUGUGAAAUAAAU